AUGGCCGCCCGGGCAGACAGGAAGUCGAAGGUUUUCAGUCGGCGAGAGAUUGAAGCUCAGAUCGCCAAUGGACGCUCAAUUGUCAUAGUGGACAGCAAGGUCUUGAAGGUAGACGCAUGGCUACCCUACCACCCAGGCGGGGACAAAGCCAUCCGGCACAUGGUGGGACGAGAUGCAACAGACGAAGUCACUCGUUUCCACUCUACGCAAACACUCGAGCUCAUGAACCGCUACCAAGUCGGCCGCAUUGAAGGUCGAUGGAUCAACUUCCUACCGCCGAUACAGGGUGGAAAGUUCAGGACACAAGAAGAGCUGGACAAAUUUUCAGAGGAGGAAUACAUGGAAUCAUGCUCUUCUUCGGAGCAAGAGACUGCUAGCUCAGCUUCUUCUGCCGACAGCAGCCCACUCUUCGAACCAGCGGAUCGUCCCUCUGCUUCGAUUCGCAAGCGUAAUGGAGCCGACAUUGGCAGAGCUUCCUCGACUUCCAGCGUCUCAUCGGUCGAGUUGGAAGAUAAGGUAUCUCCGAAGAUGUCAGUGCUUGACAGGCGAACUCAGGAAGAGCUAGACUUCGACAAGGCCAAAUAUCCGUCUCUAGAUCCGGCCACUCAAGAUCACAUCACACAAAAGUACCGCGAGCUGCAAGUGCGCAUAAAGCAAGAAGGGCUCUACGACUGCAACUAUACCGCGUACGGUGUUGAGUGCCUACGUUAUGGGUCUUUCUUGGCCGCGUUCCUGUUUCUUUUGUCAACAGGAUGGUAUAUUACCAGUGCCAUCCCGCUUGCGUGCCUUUGGCACCAGCUCACAUUCACUGUCCAUGAUGCUGGUCACAUGGGCAUUACCCACGAUUUUACGACCGAUUCGACCAUUGCAAUGUUUAUCGCCUCGUAUAUGGGCGGUUUGAGCGCUUGCUGGUGGAAAUACAAUCAUAACGUGCACCAUCUCGUUACGAACCACCCCGAACACGAUCCCGAUAUCCAGUAUAUUCCCUUCUUCUCCAUCACACAUCGAUUCAUGGAGAGUCUCACCACGACCUUCUACGAGUGGGUCAUGGAAUACGAUGCCUUUGCAAAGCUCAUGAUCCGGAUACAGCACUACACCUACUACCCGAUCAUGCUGUUUGCGCGUUUCAAUUUGUACAGACUUUCAUGGAUGUAUCUGCUUCUUGGAAAGGGACCCAAGAAAGGACCCGCAUGGUGGCACCGAUACUUUGAGAUUGUGGGCAUGACUGUCUUCUGGACCUGGUUCGGCUACGGUGUUGUGUACAAGUCCAUUCCUGACAACUGGAGUCGAUUCUGGUUCGUCAUGAUUGCCCACGCGCUUACGUCACCGCUUCAUGUGCAGAUUACGCUGUCUCAUUUCGCUAUGAGCACAGCGGAUCUGGGUAUCCACGAGUCAUUUGCCCAGAAGAUGCUUCGCACAACAAUGGAUGUUGACUGCCCGCAGUGGUUGGAUUUCUUCCAUGGUGGCCUACAGUUUCAGGCUAUCCACCAUCUGUAUCCACGAAUCCCCAGGCAUAAUCUGAGGCAGACCCAAAAGUUGGUGCAGGAGUUUUGUAAUGAAGUGGAUAUACCGUACGCGUUGUACGGCUUCCUGGACGGCAAUAAGCUGGUCGUUGGACGACUGGCUGAUGUAGCAAGACAAGCUGCAAUCUUUGCUGAAUGCCAGAGGACGAUCGCCGCAGAGGGAGACUAUGGAAUGCAUUGA
Alternaria atra is the source of this 1704-nucleotide messenger RNA. RefSeq lists its product as uncharacterized. The transcript is spliced from 2 exons. Bases 1 to 1704 code for a protein of 567 amino acids. Gene Ontology annotation, cellular component: membrane. The record is from RefSeq and is a predicted model, not a curated record. Lineage: Eukaryota; Fungi; Ascomycota; Dothideomycetes; Pleosporales; Pleosporaceae. Gene Ontology annotation, biological process: lipid metabolic process. Gene Ontology annotation, molecular function: oxidoreductase activity, acting on paired donors, with oxidation of a pair of donors resulting in the reduction of molecular oxygen to two molecules of water.